Alnus glutinosa is the source of this 3035-nucleotide messenger RNA. Its product is annotated as putative pentatricopeptide repeat-containing protein At3g25060, mitochondrial. Gene Ontology annotation, molecular function: protein binding; RNA binding. The coding region runs from base 63 to 1862 and encodes 599 amino acids. The transcript has a single exon. Lineage: Eukaryota; Viridiplantae; Streptophyta; Magnoliopsida; Fagales; Betulaceae. Gene Ontology annotation, biological process: RNA modification. The record is from RefSeq and is a predicted model, not a curated record.
ACGGCUAUAAACUAACUCUGUAGGAACAGCGUAGAGUUGAAGUUUCAGCUUCUCAUACAUAGAUGCAGUUACUUAACUUACUUCCGUGGCCGAAGCGCCUCAAACCGCUCCUCUUAGGCUUUAAAGACAAAGCGUCCAUAGCUAAAGUCCAUGCUCUCAUGGUCUUGACUGGUCUCUUCGACCAUGGAAACUCCAGUGGCCGAGUAAUUGCAUCGUAUGCACGCACAGGCGAUAUUAUGUCUGCCCGGAAAGUGUUUGAAGUAUUGCCUCAACGAGGCAUAGAUGCGUGGAAUGCCAUGGUCAUUGCAUAUUCGCAUAAAGAGUACCCAGUUGAAGUUCUAAAUCUAUAUCAUCGGAUGAUCUUGGAAGGUGUUAGACCAGAUAGCUCAACUUUCACGGUGGCCCUCAAGGCAUGCACGAGCUUGUCGGAUUUGAAAACGGGGAAGGAAAUUUGGUGUAGAGCAGUUGAUUGUGGGUAUGAGUUUGAUGUGUUUGUUGGGUCUUCUGUUUUGAAUUUGUAUGCAAAGUGUGGGAAGAUGGAUGAAGCGAUUGCAGUGUUUGAUAAGAUGCCGCGAAGGGAUCUUGUUUGUUGGACAACUAUGAUAAGUGGGUUUGCACAAAGUGGACGGCCAAUAGAAGCAGUUGAUAUGUAUAGGCGAAUGCAGAAGGAGGGAAUGGAAGGAGAUGGGGUUGUGAUGGUGGGGUUGAUACAGGCUUGUGCGAAUCUUGGGGACUCAAACUUGGGUCCUGGUAUUCACGGGUAUUUGAUUCGGAGAGAUUUUCCUAUGGAUGUUGUAGUUCAAACCAGCCUUUUGGAUAUGUACGCAAAGAAUGGACAUUUGGGGCUUGCUUGUAGGGUAUUCAAGAAGAUGCCUUGUAAGAAUGUCGUAUCUUGGGGUGCAUUAAUUUCUGGCUUUGCUCAAAAUGGUUUUGCAGGGAAUGCACUGGAAUUCUUGAUAGAGAUGCAGAGUUGUGGAUACAGACCGGAUUUAGUGUCUCUUUUGGGUGCACUUCUAGCAUGUUCCCAAGUUGGAUUUUUGAAAUUGGGCAAAUCUGUACAUGGAUAUAUUGUGAGAAGACUUGAUUUUGAUCAAGUUUUAGGUACUGCAGUGAUUGAUUUGUAUUCAAAAUGUGGAGCCCUUUCCUGGGCACGUACUCUCUUUGAUAAGAUAAAAUCCAAAGACUUAAUCUGUUGGAAUGCAAUGAUUACCAGCUAUGGAAUUCAUGGGCAUGGAAAAGAAGCUCUGUCGCUCUUCUUAGAGAUGACAAAAACUAAUCUAAAACCAGAUCAUGCUACUUUUGCUUCUCUACUCUCGGCCUUUAGUCACUCAGGUCUUGUGCAAGAAGGUCAAUACUGGUUUAAUCUCAUGGUUAGCAAAUAUAAGAUCCCUCCAGCUGAAAAGCAUUAUGCUUGUAUGGUUGAUCUUUUGGCUCGUGCAGGACGUGUUGAAGAGGCUCGUGAGCUAAUAGAUUCCAUGAAUACUGAACCAGGGCUUGCUGUUUGGGUUGCCCUCCUGGCAGGUUGCUGCAAAAAUGGCAAGCUGUUGAUUGGAGAGAUUGCUGCAAAAAAGGUGCUUGAGUUAAAUCUGGAUGACUUGGGAGUUUAUGCUUUGGUCUCUAACUACUACGGCAAGGUGAGGAAGUGGGAGGAAGUAGCUGGUGUCAGAAAAAUCAUGAAAAAGACAGGGAUGAAGAAAGUACCAGGGUGUAGUGUAGUGGAAGUGAAAGGGAAGCUCCAUGCUUUUCUUAUGGAAGAUAAGAGUCACCAUCAAUACGAAGAUAUUAUGCAACUUUUGGAUAAGUUGGAUCAUGAGAUGAGAGUUAUUGGAUACCUUCCAAAGACUGAGUUUUGUGUUGCAUGAUUUUGAAGAGGAAGUCAAAGAAAAAAUGUUUGUGUAAUCACAGUGAGAGGCUUGCUAUUGCUUUUGGUCUCUUAAACACUGGGCCAGGAACCAGAUUACUGAUCACAAAGAACCUUAAGAGUGUGAGAGGAUUGCCAUGAAGCAACUAAAUUCAUUACCAAAAUUGUGAACACAGAGAUUGUUGUGAGGGAUGUAAAGCGCUUUCAUCACUUCAGGAAUGGAAUCUGCUCAUGUGGUGACUACUGGUAAAGCAUGAGGGAUAGAUUUGCUCUCUUUGUUGGAUUUGUCACAGCUGAGGUGUUGAGAUAUCAAGAUAGAACCGGCAUCUCUGAUGGAGAGCAUGUUCCGAAUAUCCUAAUGAGGCAUUGGAAGAGACGAGCUAUCCAAUAUCUCAAUUGCAUGCAGCUGGAUAACCAAUAAAGAAUGGCUUCAAAAUGCUCAGAUCCAACAUAUCCAUAUUCAGCUGCAUGUAAAAUUUGUGUUUUGAUAUCUAUCAACCGCUUCACCAAUUUCCCAUUUACCUAUUAUAUGCAUCGGCCGAGUUCAAAGAGCUUCUGUCAAAAACGAAAAGCCUUCUUUUUAUUAUUGAUCGGAAGGCUUCACUCUGAUAGGAGUGUCACAGAAAAGGACAAGGAUCUUUUUAUCCCUUAUCUUCCUGCGUGCUUGACAUCAAGCUAGAGUGAUGUGCCUCUAACAGUGGCAAUAAUUAAUCCUUUUGAAUUCUUAAUUUUGUUUCCCUUGAUCCCAGUUUCAAAGAAUAUACGUUAUGUUGUCACCUAUAAUUUUACCAGAAAAAUGGAGGGUUACUUCGCUGGCUAUAGUUAAUUUUACCAGAACUCGAGUUUUCGUUCUGGUUUGAGAGAGUAAAGUGGAAGGAGCGGAAGAUGAAGUCUGGAAAAUCGAAAGGAUUUCCUCGUGGCUGCUGCACAAAAAUCCAAAAUUACUCCUUCCAAUAUAUGAGGAUACUGUUUGGUGUUACAUUUAAAACCCGGGUUCUCUGACAAAAACAGAAUUGGAGAGGACGAGCAUAACUUAGGGAGUUUCAUAUGUAUGUUUGAUCUUGAGGAAGAAUGCUGGCCUUCUGAGCCUUUGCAGAGGGUACAAAUUCCUCUGCUUCUUGUAGUCAUGUACCGGACGUGGACCAUGUGGUAUUCUAAGUGUUUAUAGUCUUCU